Molecule: messenger RNA, 4559 nt
Organism: Podarcis muralis (Common wall lizard)
Lineage: Eukaryota; Metazoa; Chordata; Lepidosauria; Squamata; Lacertidae
Source: RefSeq, a predicted model, not a curated record
AUAUGUAGAUUUGACACUAUCAGACUGAACAGAAAGAAAAUGAUUGCAUUUGUACCUCCACAAGUGCUUCAGGUUCUUUUGCUAAUUAAUUACCAGCUGGACUCACUCUGAUUGGAUCUUUUUAUCCAUUUGAAUGGCCCUUGUUUGCAAUAGUAAUGGAUCACAUGAUUUUUUUAUUUUUUGCUUUUUAGCCUUCCUUUCUUCUGUCUCCUGUUUUCUGAGGAUUUCACUUUAUCUGCAAUCUACAAGCUAGUAUUGUAGUUACACUGAUUUACACUUCAGUCCCAGUAUCCUGGCUGAACCUAAGUUUGCUAUGAAAGUGGAUGUACUAGAAAUAUCAAGAAGGGCUUCUACAGGCUGUUGAAGAAGAAAGGAACACGCUUGUUAAAGCAUUAGGCUGCACAGAACGCUGACUUCUGAUCUCAUCACUGCUAAUCCCAUUGUUGGAAUUGAGAGGGAGGAGACUGAUUGUGUGCUUACGUAUAUAGGAAGAAUGGCACCUUCUCGGUCUAAAGCAGAACGCAAAACAUCCAGAGAACAGAAAGCUGAGCAUGGCAGCCAGGAAAUAACAGCACAUGUUUCUCGGAAAAAGAAAAAGCAUGUUGACGAAUCAAAGAACCAGGACAGAAGGCUGAAGAAAAGAAAGAGCAAUGAGAGAACUAAUUCUGAAGAUUCAUUCUCUGAUGAGGAUGGGGUUCCUGUUGUCUCCGUGCAGGGCCCAGCAAAGGGCAAGGGAGAGGUGAGAAGGCUGAAGGAAGGAAGGAAGAGUAGUUUCAAGAAAGAAGGAAAAGAGAAGAGAAGUUCCAAGGUCAGAGAAUGUCAUUCUGAUAGAAGACAUGGGGAGCAGUUAAUGUGCAAGGGAGAGAAGAACGGAAGAAGGGUUGUGAGGCAAGAUGAUCCGAUUUCAGGACAAUGGCACAAUGCCAGCGUGAAAAGCUGUGAGUCAAAGGACACUGAAGACAAUGAGAAACACAACUUGAAAAGGAAACGUAAGAAGCAACCAAGCAAGAGAAAGAAUAUCGCUGAUACUGAGUCCCUCACAAUAGAAAAUGAACAAGGUUCCCCUUGGAAGAAGCAAGAGUCAUACCAGAGAAGUCAUAUUGAAAGCAAGGAACAAUGUAAGAGGAAGCCUCGCUAUAAGGCUAGUGGUAAGACUACCAGAGAAAAAAAUGGAGGGCACAAGAAGACACAUACUAGGAAGUCAGCUAGAAUACUUUCCAAAGCAAAUCCUGUGGAUUCAGAAGGUUCAUCAUCAUCAUCAUCUUCAAACUCCCAAGAUAAAUACAGUUUGAACCAAAGAAUGGGAGAUAAAGAGACUGGAAAGGACAAGUUCAAAGUCAGAGAGCGUAGACAGAACUCUUUGGACGAUGAUAAUGAAGAGCUCUGUUCUAAGAAAGUGUUACCCACUAUUGGGGAAGAUCAACCUGCAGGCAAAACUAGUGACUGUCAAGAACUUCAGGAAACAGCCAGUGAAAGUGAAGGAAAGUCAGAGAUCAUAGCAGCAAGACAAGAGGCUGAGAAUGAAGAGAGUCACUCUGAGAUAGAAGAGAAAAUAAAAGGGAGUGAUAAAAGAUAUGUGGCAAGAAAAGUUACAGCAAGUGAUAAUGAUGAGCAAAGUGGUGACUCAGACAAUUGCAGUAGUAGCCCUACAGAGGAAGAGAGCAAUGAUGGGGAGCAUGGAAAUCUUUCAGAAAAAGGGAGUGGCAAAGAAGCCUCUGAUUAUGAGCAGAGUAUACCUGGAAGUGAAGAGGAAAGUGAGGUGAGCAGCUUUGCAAAAAGAAAAAGUAGAAACAAGAAAAGAUCAAAGCUCCUCAAGUUUGGCUCGAACAAAAAUCCUCAAGAGAACCACCAGACGGAAGAGAACAUGAGUGUCAGUGACAAAACAACCACUUCCUCACUACAACUAAUAAAGCACAAAAGUGAAUAUCGUGGUAAGACUGAUCCAUCCAAACAAGACAUGCAUUUGGAAGAGCAAACAAGCCGAGAUGCAAGUUCAAGAGUAGAUGCAGUGGCCUUGCUCGAAAAGAGAUAUAGCCAUCUGACUUCACAAUCCCAAAUUCUGCUAAGCCUAAAAAGCAGACAUAAGGAUGCUAAAGCCAAACUAUUGACAAGUGGCAGUUGUCCUAAGGCAGCAGAAAUUGGCUCUGAUUUGAAGAAGGCUGGAAGCAUUCAUCCAAAAAAGAGUACCAAAAAAAAUGACAAAAUGGUUUCCAGAGCCAAGGAGAUUAAAGAAUCAAGUCUCUCUACUGCUUCAAGCUCAAACGUUAACACUAGAAAGCUUUCUGUUGAGAAGAAAAAGAAAAUUGGAAAAGUAACUGGAAAUGUCAAAAUGGCUUCAAAUCAGGUCCUGGAGACAAGAGAGGAAGAGGAGUUAGUGGAGGAACAAACUGUUGAAGAUGCUGCUGGAAAAGGCACAAUCUCUUCUAAGCAAACGAGAUCCAAAUCUCUACAAACCCUUUCAGCGUUUAAGAAAGUGACCCAUUGGCUUAGCCAUAAGCCUCCCAAGAAAGCAAGCUUGAAAGAUCGCUUCUUACGCAUAGCACAUGCAGUUGGCCUUUCAGGAUGGCUCUUCAAGAAAUUUGGCAAGAAGAAGAGCAAUAAAUCAUUUGGAUUCAGGAGAAGAAUGGUCAUUCGGGUUGUUGGCACUGUUGGGCUGGCCAAGAGAUGUGGCAGGCCUUUCCAUGACUCAACGGGGGAGCAAAUGAAGAAGAACUUGUGUAAAAAAGGGUCUUCCUGUUCCUUGUUAGAAUGUGAUCAAACCGGAGAUGAAGAUACAGUUGUGAACAAAGAACUGGAAGACGGAGCAAAACCUCUGCUGAUGAAUCUCAGUGGACAGUCCGAGGAAGAGAAAAGCAGUAUCACGGAUGCCAAGUUUGCCAUUGUGUUCCCCAGGGUCCAUCAGUUGGUGAAGUCCAAAAAUGCUUCUCUUGAAAUUGACUGUAGGGGACCACAGCUGCAGUCAUGUGACCAACCAAGCAGGAAAACAGUAAUAUCUGUCCAGCCAGAUGCUAAAUUGCAACAUGAAUAUUCUAAGCCAAAUGGCCAAAGGAAUAGUCAAGUGCUUCCUUGCAGUCCUCAAGCUGAUGUAUCUAUACCAGUUGAAGGAAGGGUGUUACAAGACUCUGUACCUUCCAGCUUGGGGGAAGAUGACAAGGCAGACCUCACCCAGAGGAGCACGCCAGAAACCUUGGAACAAGUGCACUGGACUCAGCACCAGCCUUUUACAUGUGACCCUACCGCUUGGCUGAAUUCUGAAACGCUGCUCCCACGGUUCACCAUUGAGAACUUAAGCAAGUGGACUUUAUAUAAAGAGCAGGAUCUGGCCAAGUCUCCUAGGUCAAAAAAAGCAUUGCAGGGAAGGUGGGAGGCAGAAGAUGUCACUGAAGAUGUCCUUGAGAUGGACAUGAUGCAAAAGCAGAUGUACAAAGAUGAGGAUUGCUACAUGGAAUUUGAAAAAGUGGAGGACCUUUCCAGGUUGGAGGAAGUCAGCGAAAGCUCUGUGCUGCUGUGCCUGAAAAAGAGAUUCCAUCACAACUUUAUUUAUACCUACAUUGGGCAUAUCUUGAUCUGUAUCAAUCCUUUCAAGCCACUCAGCCUUUUUUCAGAAGAUGUGGUGAUCCAGUACCAGAAUGGCCUGCUCUCCAGAAAUGCACCACAUAUAUUUGCCAUCACAGAAAUGGCAUAUGCCUUCUCUCAGAGCUCAGAGAAAGAGCAGUGCAUUGUCCUCAGUGGACACAGUGGCUCGGGAAAGACUGAAACUGCCAAAGCGAUCAUCCUCUAUUUGUCCAGGCUAUACCAAAGGCAAGAAAGCCAUGGGAUAAAGCAAACAUCUGAUGUGUUACCCAUCUUGGAAAGUUUUGGAAAUGCAAAGACCAUCUUAAAUGACAACUCCAGCCGCUUUGGAAAGUUCUUGCAUGUCCACCUAAGACACGGAUUUAUGGUGGGUACGUCCAUCUCUCAGUACCUUUUGGAGAAGUCCAGAGUUGUUUUUCAGGGCCGAGGUGAAAGGAGCUUUCAUGUGUUUUAUGAGCUGCUGUGUGGUCUUCCAGUAGGACAAAAAGAGGAACUUUACCUGCAAGAGGCAGAGACUUACUUUUAUCUAAACCAGGGCCGAGUGUGUGAGCUUCCAGGAAAGCGGGAUGAUCACGAUUUUCUGGUCUUAAUUAAGGCUCUCCAGAUGAUAGGUCUCUCCAGUGACCAGCUGAACUCCAUCUGGGCAGUGCUCUCUGGCAUACUGCAGUUGGGAAACAUCUGUUUUACAUCCUGUGAGAAAGAAUCCUCUGAGUUUGCACUCAUCCCCAGUGAAACGGAAAUCCAGAUUGUUGCCAGUUUGCUGCAUAUUUCAGCAGAUCUUCUUCAAAGGGCCAUCACCCACCGAGUCACUGAAACAUGUUAUGACCGGAUAUUCACUCCAUUGUCAGUAGAAAGUGCUAUAGAUGCCAGGAUCUCGGGGUGAACAGCCUGGAACAGCUGUGCAUUAACUUUGCCAAUGAACACCUCCAGCACUUCUUCAGCAGAAUAGUCAUCACCCAAGAGGAGGAGGAGUAUGCAGAAGAAGA